Arxiozyma heterogenica is the source of this 1020-nucleotide messenger RNA. RefSeq names its product casein kinase 2 catalytic subunit CKA2 (gene CKA2). Lineage: Eukaryota; Fungi; Ascomycota; Saccharomycetes; Saccharomycetales; Saccharomycetaceae. Bases 1 to 1020 code for a protein of 339 amino acids. The transcript has a single exon. The record is from RefSeq and is a predicted model, not a curated record. Gene Ontology annotation, molecular function: protein serine/threonine kinase activity; ATP binding. Gene Ontology annotation, cellular component: nucleus; protein kinase CK2 complex; cytosol. Gene Ontology annotation, biological process: peptidyl-threonine phosphorylation; DNA damage response; peptidyl-serine phosphorylation.
AUGCCAUUAUCACCCUCCACACUAAACCAAAGAGCUAUCCGUGUUUAUUCUACUGCUCGUGUUUAUGCUGAUGCAUGUGAAAAAAGACCACAAGAAUAUUGGGAUUAUGAACAAGGUGUUACUAUUGAAUGGGGCAAAAUUUCUCAAUAUGAAAUAGUGAAUAAGAUUGGACGUGGAAAAUACAGUGAAGUAUUUAGUGGUCGGUGUGUUGGAAAUGAUAAACGUUGUGUGAUCAAGGUGUUAAAACCUGUUAAAAUGAAAAAAAUAUAUCGUGAGUUAAAAAUUUUAACCAAUUUGACUGGUGGACCAAACAUUGUUGCAUUAUAUGAUAUUGUUCAAGAUAAAGAUUCACGUAUACCUGCAUUAAUUUUUGAAGAAGUUAAAAACAUGGAUUUUAGAACUUUAUAUCCAAGGUUCACUUUAUCUGAUAUACAAUAUUAUUUCACACAGUUACUGGUAGCUUUAGAUUAUUGUCAUUCAAUGGGGAUUAUGCAUAGAGAUGUUAAACCACAAAAUGUUAUGAUUGAUCCAAGAGAGAAAAAACUAAGAUUAAUUGAUUGGGGACUUGCUGAAUUUUAUCAUCCUGGUGUCGACUAUAAUGUCCGUGUUGCUUCUCGUUAUCAUAAGGGACCAGAACUUUUAGUCAAUUUGAAUCAAUAUGAUUAUUCUUUAGAUUUAUGGUCUGUUGGAUGUAUGCUUGCUGCUAUAGUAUUCAAAAAGGAACCAUUCUUCAAAGGUGCUACUAAUCCAGACCAAUUGGUCAAAAUUGCUGCAGUACUUGGUACAAAUGAAUUGAGACAAUAUUUAAAUAAAUAUGGAUUGCAAUUGCCAAGUGAAUAUGACGGUAUUAUGAAGGAAUUCACUAGAAAGCCAUGGUCCCAUUUUAUCACCCCUGAAACUACAUUAGCUGUACCUGAAAUGGUUGAUUUGAUUGAUAAUUUAUUAAGAUACGAUCAUCAAGAAAGAUUGACUGCUAAAGAAACCAUGAACCAUGUCUUCUUCAAAACUCAUUAUGACUAA